Harpegnathos saltator (Jerdon's jumping ant) is the source of this 592-nucleotide messenger RNA. RefSeq lists its product as uncharacterized. The transcript is spliced from 4 exons. The coding region runs from base 174 to 494 and encodes 106 amino acids. The record is from RefSeq and is a predicted model, not a curated record. Lineage: Eukaryota; Metazoa; Arthropoda; Insecta; Hymenoptera; Formicidae.
ACGUUACUUGCUCCUUCCCUUCAGGAACUGCAUCGUGCAGGAACGAUGCCUUGCGAGUGACGCCGCGGCGCGGACAAAUGCAGCUCGCGGGGACCCGCCACCCUUUCGUCGCUUUUUGCAUGUAAUCCGGUAUCGAGGACAAAGUAGUGCCCCGCACGAUAGAGACAGCGAAAAUGAGGGAGAAUGAUAGAACCACGUUAUGGUUCUUAUUGAUAUUCGCGCUAUGCACGAGAGUUUACUCGACAAACGCCAGGCACAUAAUCACCAAGCGAAAUUACAGCGAUCAAAGCGUGAGAGGGUAUCUAGCGGAGAGAACCUGUUGGUGGAACGAAGUGUGCAAGGAAGAGUUUCACAGUAAGUUCCGAUGUCGUUGCCCGAGAUGGUCCUAUUGCCGUGCACCGGGAAGAUAUUACGACGCACAUUGCAGUAUGACACGCACAGGCUACAUUUGGACUCAACCGGAAACAUCGCUGAGCCUUGAGAUCGAUAAAUAAAUGGCGCUACUCCGUGUGACGCAAGGAAAAAAACCAAAAAACAGGGACGCCGAUACGAAGGAAUCAAACCUCAUCCAUUCGAAAUCAAAAUCUACGAU